UCGUGCUGCUUUUUAGGAGAAUGUACGUUCGGUUUGUUCGGCAGUAGCAUUUGCCAACAAAAUCUCAUGUUGGUGACAUAAUAUCGCGUGUGUAAGAGCAUUGCACUGGCAUCGUGUCCACGGAUAGCCACCUUGCGACUAAACAAAGAAAGCGCAUGACUAUAUUCCGCAACUAUAAAGACGUCAAACGGGCAAGCUUAACCAGUGUUUUCAGCUUUGUAUGUUGAAAAGCUGUGAAAAAGGACCGGCCGGUGUGUUUUUCAACAUACAAUAUUCAAUGUUUAUCUCGCCACGCAGUGGAAACCAGAGACAACAAAGCUGCGCUGCAAGUGAGAGCAGUCAAGCAGUGUCCUUGAGAUUACGAGACGAGAUGUCAAAACUUAAGAUUAUGGUUUAAAGCAGGAGCGGCUUUCGAUGGAAGAAAAUAAGACUAGCAGAAACGAAAGCGAGAUAUAGGAAUACUUUAAACAUACCAAAGGCGGCCAGUACUUUCAUUAAUGCAAACGUGUAUAAUUUCAUAGUCUACUUUUUCUCUUGAGCUAUGCACUAGAUCAUUUUUUUAAAUAUCAACAUAUAAAAAAAUCUAGUCUGCUUAUCUUUUGUCAUCUUUUUAUUGUUGAAGACCCCAUUACUCGAUUCUAUGUCGAGCGAAUCAAGUAGUCGCAGAUAAAUAAUUUUCGUCUUAGGACGAGUCUCAGCGCAUUCGACAUUGAAAGAUAUCCUAAGCGAUUAUGCGCCACAACACCCUUUUUUUCUCAGUUGGCGAAAAUGGAAAAUUAAGGCAACAAGUGGGCUUGCAUCAAACUGGGGAAUGAUGAAGACGCCGUAAACGUGAUACGAGUGAUUCAAAAUCCUAUGCAUGUGCGAGGUGAAGACCUUCAUUUGUGGAAUAGACAUUGACUUGAAAUUGUAAGAAAUAAAGGCUUAGAUCAAACAAAGGCAAGCAUAAAGUGUGCAAUGUAAAGAUUUGUAUAAGGGUGAAUAAGGAUCACUCAGUAAAAGAUUUCUAGCAGAUGAGACGGCCAACGUCACUUGAAUAGCGGAAUCUCUUAGCACUAAUCACUUUUUAUUUAUACACUCAUCAAAGUCUUCCUUUCUUUCGUAACCUUGCUGAGAUAAAAGACUUUUACCGCUUCAGUCCUAAAAACGAUUGUGUCUUCGAUUUUUCUAGUGGUUCUCAUAUAUGCAGCUAUUCAAUGUGUCAUGGUCUCUGUUUGUGUACAAGAUAACCAGAUCACUGUCGUAGACGUUAAAGUGACAGAUAGUACAUGCACAAAACAAACAUAGAAACAAUAUUGACGCAAUCGUGAUCAGAAGAUACUGUAAAAGUUUAGUUAUUUAAUUAAUGACGUACAUGAUAUACAGUCUAGUCCCCCUACGCAUAAGUAGGUAGAACACCGUUGUUCAUAGUGAAUGUGAUAGUGCCAGUGGAAACGAUGAUGUGUACCAUGUGGGUUUUAAUUUUGACUCUGUUGUUUUUAACUAGAGAAAAUCAUACCAGGGCCUAUACGAAUCAAUGGGCUGCACAUAUUGAAGGAGGACAGGAAGUAGCCCUGAAAGUUGCCCAGGAUCAUGGAUUUCGGUAUCUCGACAAGAUUAUAGAUGAUUGGUAUCACUUGGAACAUAGAUUGGUGAUGAAAAGAUCUGCAGUUCCACACACUGGAGUGCAUGAACAAUUAUCGCAGGAUUAUAGAGUUCACAGAGCAGAACAACAGCGUGCAAAAUCACGUUCUAAGAGGGACUUCAUUAUAAAACACGGUCAAUUUAAGACACAAAUCGUUUUAAAUGAUGAAAGGUGGUCUCUGAUGUGGUAUUUGAAUCGUGGUAGUGGAUUAGAUAUGAAUGUUCAAGGUGCUUGGACAGAAGGAAUUACUGGACAUGGAGUAGUUGUGACGAUUCUUGAUGAUGGCUUGGAAAAAGAUCAUCCCGACUUGAAAGAAAAUUACGAUCCACAGGCUAGUUAUGACGUGAAUAAUCAUGACGAAGAUCCAAUGCCUCGAUACGAUCUAGUAGAUAGUAAUAGGCAUGGUACGAGAUGUGCUGGUGAAGUAGCUGCAACGGCAAACAAUUCCAUUUGUUCUGUGGGAGUAGCUUUCCAUGCUCAAGUUGGAGGAGUUCGUAUGCUCGAUGGAGAUGUUACUGAUGCUGUUGAAGCCCGAUCUUUGAGCCUAAAUCCACAGCACAUUGAUAUUUACAGUGCAUCUUGGGGCCCGGAUGAUGACGGAAAAACCGUUGAUGGACCAGGCGAAUUAGCCACAAGAGCUUUUAUCGAAGGAGUAACUAAGGGCCGUGAUGGCAAGGGUUCUAUUUUUGUAUGGGCAUCAGGAAAUGGCGGCAGAGACCACGAUAACUGUAACUGUGAUGGAUACACAAACAGCAUUUGGACUCUAUCAAUCAGCAGUGCUACGGAGAAUGGCUUAGUGCCUUGGUAUAGUGAAGCAUGUUCAUCAACAUUAGCCACAACUUACAGCUCUGGUUCGACGGGAGAAAAACAGGUCGUGACGACUGACCUGCACCACUACUGCACUAGCAGUCAUACUGGAACCUCAGCUUCUGCCCCGUUAGCUGCUGGUAUAUGUGCCCUUGCAUUGGAAGCAAAUAAGAAUCUGACAUGGAGAGAUAUGCAACAUAUUGUAGUCAGAACAGCUAAGCCAGCGAACUUAAAGGCUCCGGAUUGGGUAACCAACGGAGUUGGUAGAAACGUGAGUCAUAGUUUUGGUUACGGGUUGAUGGACGCCACUGCCAUGGUACUUCUUGCAAGAAAAUGGCGGACAGUUCCCGAACAACACAACUGUGAGGUAUCAGCACCUCAAGUGGGACGGGCAAUACCUGCAAAGAGCCAACUAAUUCUUGAAUUACACGUGAAAGAAUGCAGUGGGGUGAACUUCUUAGAGCAUGUUCAGGCAAAGGUGUCUUUAUCAGCGAGUAGAAGAGGGGACCUUCAGAUCCACUUGACUUCACCACAAGGAACGAAGAGCACUUUGCUUGCAAAAAGGCCUCAUGACGUUUCAAAAGCCGGUUUUCACCAAUGGCCAUUCAUGUCUGUUCAUACUUGGGGCGAAAGACCACAUGGUAUAUGGAAACUAGAAAUUCACAACGAAGGAAGGUAUCUAGGUCGUGCAACUCUCCACGAGUGGGCGUUGUUCUUCUAUGGGACGUCUACUAUACCUGAUAGAAAGAACCAUCAGUUAUACAAUCCAACAGCGGAAAAUAUGCCUCGCAGACCAUUUGUAAAGUCUCGCAAAAACAAUUAUUUUAAGAGUCAAAAUUCUUUGGCUGGAAGAAGUAAAAAGGGCAAGCAAACACCACAGCAUACAUUGGAAAAAAUGCAAGGACUUUUAAACUCUCAUUACGCAAUAGUUCCAGGUCAAGUUCAAAGAAAAAGUAAGACUCGCGGUCAACAUAAAAGUGGAAAAAAUUUUAGUCGACCCACUAGCAGACAAGCUAGCAGACCUACUAUUCAAACGUUGCGUGGUUUGACAGUAGCACGUGGUUCUAAGCCUGGAGAUGUACGACUCAUUACUUCAAAACCACGAGGUCGAAGCACCUCUAAUCCAAUGAAGACCAACACUAAUGUUGUACCGACAACUAAGUCCUGGACUUAUCGUUCAACAUUAUGGUCAAAAUCGGUAGACUUAGUAACUGAGUCUUCCAUGCAACAAGGUAUUAUUUUAAUGGAACCAGCUUCAAAAUCUGCCACCAAUAAGAUACCAAAGGUGUUUCAACAGUAUCCGAAGUUCCAGCAACUUUAUCCCCUAUACCCGCUUUACACAGGAGCACAUGGUCUGGUUCAGCAUGCAACUGGAGAAAAAGGACUAGAUUUAUUGCAAGACGGCCAAUUUGACUCCAGAAACCUGCAAUUUGACAAGGAUCACUUAGAAGAAUGGAAGCUAGUAUUUUACGGUACGGAUACAUCUUUGGACAUUGAUAAUGAGCUAGGUAAGGAUGAACCUGAAGUCAGUGGUCUACCUCUUCUGGAAGUUCCGGAUGAUACGACAACAGGUGCCCGGCAGAAUAUGGUGGACAUGGAAGGUGAUCCGUUGAUUGGAAGUCAGCAGAUGGAUCGAGUCUCGCAUUCAGAAGAUCUGAUACAGAGGCCGUCGAACGAAAAUCAAGCAAGUGGAGGCUGCAAGAUUUCAAAUGGUGCUCAUGGGUGCCUAGUUUGCAAGCCGAAUUGGUAUUUGAACGAACUUCAUUGUGUUUUCCACUGUCCAGCUGGUACUUAUGCCGCAUCUGACGAAAGCCAUUCCGUUUGUGUAUCUUGCCAUUACUCUUGUGCAACUUGCUCUGGGCCAACGGGAAACGAAUGCACAUCCUGCCAUCAAGAUUCUGUACGAAUCGAGUCCAAUUGCGUUCUGACUUCUAUCGCUUGGAAAAUGCAGGCAACUAGCUGGUUUUACAGAAUGACAAUUUUUUUUGUUAUAAAUCUAUCAGUGAUAACUGCCGCUGCAAUAUAUCUAUGCGUUUCCUGGUUCCGAAGAAAACUUAUUUUCAGAACCUACGAUUAUGGCCAAGUGGGAUAUUCUUCAAAUGUUAUAGCUCAAUGUAAUGCUGAUGAUUCCUCAUCGGAAAGUGAAUAGUCAUAACAAAAUUGUUAACAAAAUUUAAUCCAAUGUUUCAUUCAGAAAAAUAUUAUAAAAAUUCCGUUAAGUUUUUAAUAAUAAAUAUGCCAAUUGACACGGGGACAUUAGUUUCCUCUAGGCGCUUAAGGCACGUCAGUGUCUUUCCACCAGCAUUCCCAUUUAUGGAGUACAAAAAGUUUUAAAACACGAAUCACUUCUACCACAUUCCCUCUGCAAUCGUCUCCAAACCUGUACAUACGACCGUGAACAAGGUUAGGAUGGCGUUGGCUGUUGUUGGGUGGUAUAAUUACGGCGGUAGAAUUGAAGAUAAAGGGGUGGAGGGGGUAAUAUUCGCAAGGUAGCAGUGAUAAAAGAGAGAAGCGGUAAGGGGGUGGUUAGUGGUAUAUUGUUGAAGGUGCUGGUAUCCACAAUAUAAUUUAUAUGGAACUUUAAAGCCUCAAGAGUUCGCCACGCGAAUGAGCACCUGUUUAUUUUCUCUCGAUAAGUUAGCACCUUUUUAUUUUGUCUCUCCAAAAUAAAACCUUCUCAUUUAGAUAUAUCGAUAUAUGUUCAUUUUAAAAGUAACCUGAAAAGUCGAAUACGUGGAAAUGAAGUCCAAUCCUUAAUGUAUUCAAAACUGAAAAGAUAAAACCUUUUUAUAUAAGCAUUUAAAAAGACAUUACCACUUUAUAAUUACUUCCCAUGUGAAUCACUGUGUACAUAUGAGUGCAUACAGAUAGUUACGUAUCACGUUACAAAAGUAUCGUAAAUGCAAAUUGUGUACCUAA
Belonocnema kinseyi is the source of this 5350-nucleotide messenger RNA. Its product is annotated as furin-like protease 1. Bases 1437 to 4580 code for a protein of 1047 amino acids. Gene Ontology annotation, biological process: peptide hormone processing. Gene Ontology annotation, molecular function: serine-type endopeptidase activity. NCBI's taxonomy places the organism in Eukaryota, Metazoa, Arthropoda, Insecta, Hymenoptera, Cynipidae. The record is from RefSeq and is a predicted model, not a curated record. The transcript is spliced from 14 exons. Gene Ontology annotation, cellular component: Golgi membrane; trans-Golgi network.